Messenger RNA from Oncorhynchus tshawytscha (Chinook salmon), 3794 nucleotides. RefSeq names its product zinc finger protein 367. Gene Ontology annotation, molecular function: ionotropic glutamate receptor binding. The record is from RefSeq and is a predicted model, not a curated record. Gene Ontology annotation, biological process: homophilic cell-cell adhesion. The transcript has 5 exons. Gene Ontology annotation, cellular component: cell-cell junction. Bases 383 to 1363 code for a protein of 326 amino acids. NCBI's taxonomy places the organism in Eukaryota, Metazoa, Chordata, Actinopteri, Salmoniformes, Salmonidae.
GGAGGAUUUAAUUUACCUUCAACUGAUUUGUCAAAUGAACCGCCCAGGCGCGAUUUGCAACGCGGGAAAGACUUCCAGAAGUAGGAGCUGUAUCCACAUUGACCUUGUGAACAUCGGACUUUCUAUUUUUGUAAAUUAAUGAAUAUUUGUGCAAUUUUUAAUAAGGAAUUGUGGCGCGGUUUUCUACGUCGCUGGAAAUGAAGAAUAUUUUCACUCCUGAUUGAGAAGCUGCAUUUGGUGGGACACUUUCAGUAAUAUAGCUACCUAACCCAACUUCUGUUAGAAGGCUAUUUUGCUAACGUUAAGCUACUUGAUAAAAACGCGUUUAGCCUAUCUUUGGAUGACAAAGUGAUUCCUGAACACCAUUGUGAUACAAUUUGAGAUGUUAUCAGUUUUGAACAAAUCAGUCUUCAUCUCAGCGAUGGCCGAGAACAAGCACCCUCAAGUCAUUUUUUGCAGCGACUCCCCGAAGAGGGUCCUGGUGUCUGUGAUUAAGACCACCCCGAUCAAGCGCAGGAAGAGCGGGUCCCUGAUGCCGACCAGCCCUGGAUUCAGCGACUUCAUGGGGUGCCCGUGGGGGUGGGGGGAGAACGCCCAUAAUGUGAGUCUGAGCCCUGGCUCGGUGAACGGGGCUGCCUCACCUACCGGGACCAACACCGCCAGCGAGGCUGACCUGGCUGCCUCCUCUGACCAGUUUAAGGACGGUAUUCGGCGUGGCCGCCCGCGUGCUGACACUGUCCGUGAGUUGAUCAACGAGGGGGAGAGCUCCUCCAGUCGCAUCCGCUGCAACAUCUGCAAUCGUGUGUUCCCCAGAGAGAAGUCCCUACAGGCCCAUAAGAGAACACACACAGGGGAGAGACCAUACCCGUGUGACUACCCUGACUGUGGCAAGGCUUUUGUCCAGAGUGGCCAGCUAAAGACCCACCAGCGCCUGCACACUGGAGAGAAGCCCUUUGUCUGCUCUGAGAAAGCCUGUGGCAGUCGCUUUACCCACGCUAACCGGCACUGCCCAAAGCACCCGUAUGCCCGAUUGAAGAGAGAGGACCCCAAAGAGGGACCAGGCAAGGCCCAGUCUGUGGACAAUAAGGCUGUGGCAGAGUGGCUGGCAAAGUACUGGCAGACCCGUGAGCAGCGUGCCCCUGUGCCCACCAAAGGGAAAAUCCAGGACAAGGGUGGGGUGGAGGACCAGGAGCAGCAGGACCCCCGGGAGUUUCUCCAAUCAGACGAGGAAGAAGAGGAGGAUCCAAUGGAGGAAGAGAAGGGCAACGGGGGUGGGGCUGCCAGACGGCGUCUCCAAGAGCAACGGGAGCGUCUUCAUGGUGCCCUGGCGCUCAUUGAGCUGGCUAAUAACCUGUCUGCCUAAAUCCCCGCCCACAUCCCAGUCCUGAAACCUUUCCCAGUCAAUCCCCUUCUGCCUCCCUACGCAGUAUGCUUGGGAUAGAAGUUUGCCUGUAGGGAAAAACAUCUAGGAUAAGCUUACCCUCCCCAAAUACUUAACCAUUAAUGGGGGGUGGGGGGGGCUAAGCUGACCUUAGAUUAGUAUGUGGAGGGAACUCCUCCACCUGCAGUGUGGGGCAGGCACAAGCUUAAAGCACCUUAUCCAGCUUCCAAUGUUACCUUAUUGGGCUGCUAUGAUUGUAGAUGUCAUUAUUUGAUGAAUGUUUUACUCUCCUCUGUCUUCUAAAGAAAGGAGGAGAGAGGAACUUUGAAUGUUUUUUUGUUUUGUUUGCACUUUGGUGGUAACGAGUUAUUUGCUGUCUUUUACUUCGGAACUUAAGCAUAUUGUGUGCUUGUGAUUGUGUGCUUGUGAUUGUGUGAAGCAUAUUGUGUGCUUGUGAUUGUGUGAAGCAUAUUGUGUGCUUGUGAUUGUGUGUCUAUUCAUAUAAUGGAUGUAUAUGUGGAUUUAGCUCAGAUGGAAGGAGUGGUACAGGGUGCGUUCAGACGUAGGAUGACUUAGGUGUAUCUAAAUACUCUGAUCUGGACUGUGACAGGAUACAGUAGGUGAAAAAGAAAUGCUGUGGAAGCCUAUCAGGGGAUUUUGCUUCUACCUGUCUAGUUCUUUCAGAUCAGUGCAGAUGAAGGAGAGUAGAUGAGGGGAGAAAGUCACUGUAGAGACUCUUGAGAUGCAACCCACUGUUAGAAGAGGUGGGCAUUGCAAGUCCACUCUAGAGUAGUAGCUAGGCACAAGCUUUCACAAGAAUCCAAGCUCUGACACCUUCACCGGUCAAACGAAUCCCACCCAGACCUGUAGCUCUAACCCAGGGGAGGGACAACUCGGGUCCUGGAGAGCCGCAGAGUGAGCAGAUUUAGCUCCAUCUCAGCCCUUAACAAACCUGAUCCAAAUGGUCAUCUUAUCAUGGCAGUUUAGACCACAAUCAGUCGACCCGGGUGUGUUAGAGCUAUGGCUGUGCAGGCGUUGACCGUCCCUGCUCUAACCAAAUCACAUCACCGGACAGAAGGAAGAGGAAGACAUGCAGAGCCAGGAUAUGUAAAGUCAGGAGUGCUGCCACCUUUUAUAUUAAAAGAUGCUAGCUGAUUGGAGAUACGGACGUGGUAGCGUUCAUUGGUGGUGUACGUACAAGCCUUCUUUGCAAUCAAAGCUUCCAUAGGUAUUUAUUUCAUCAUAUUUAUUUGACCUUAAUGACGAAAGCGAUUUGCUAUCACAAGCUUUCUCCGAGUACGGACAUACUGAAUAAUUCCACUGAGCAGUAUUGAUCAUGUCCCUCCUCGGUCAUUUAGUAUAUCCAUGUCAAGUAAUAGCAAUUAGAAUGUCACACCCCUUUGCAGCAGAACUAGUAUCUAUCUGCUAUUAAGUUUUGCCUUUAUGGAUUAAGUUUCCACUUCUCAGACCGGUCUAGAGAAAUGUCUAGAGGAUGUAAUGAUUGCCUGGCGUUGGCGUUUUAUUAUUUGUUAGCAACACUACAUCUUUUAACAUUGUGUAAAGGUUUUAUGAUCAAUGGUCAAUUGUUUUUAAAUAUAUGUUUUGGUUGUUUGAUUAGGUUUGUGCUUCUCGCAAUACCCAAGUCCUUUAUUGGCCAUAUGUGAUUCAAUAUGUUGUAUCCCACUGGGACACAAACUGGUUGAAUCAAUGUUGUUUCCACAACAUUUCAAAAAAAAAUGUCAUGCAAUGUUCUGACGUUAAAUCAAUUUGGAAAACUGUUUUGGAUUUACAAGAAGUCAUCAACAUGAAGGUAUUUUGGUUUGUAUUUUUCUCACCCAACUUUUAACCAAUGACAUGGUAAAAAAAAAAAAGAUUUCACAUUGAAUUCACUUUACUUUACAAUUCAAACAAAUGUAAAUAAAACUAGACGUUGAAUGGACCACACUGUCCAGUGUGAUAACGUGUCCUGUACAUCUUUUGAUGGAGUACAGGCUAAACUGGACAACAGUUAUUAUUUGAUAGUCAAAGCACCAAAUGAUGUAUUAUUAUACCCAAGUAUAAUGUAUAUAUCUUGUUUUUCUAACUCAUUGUUUAUUAUUUGGUUUCAAAAUGUUUUGUCAGUUAAUAUAUUCCCUAACUUGUUUGUUAGAAAAAGAGAAGGAGAAAAAUGACUGCACACAAUCUACAGUACAAGAGCUUGAAGUUCAUGUGUAGAUGAUUGUGAAAUUCACUUUCUCUCCCACCGUGUUAAACAGACCAUAGUCAGAAUUGGUGUGUUUUAGGCCUUGAUAGGAAAUGUUCUGACUUGCUCUGUGGAGAUGACAUUGUUGGUGUUUAAAGCCGAGAUUAUUUUUAUAGGCAGUCCACUGUUGGUACUAGUUGGUCUUCAAUAAACACCAUCAUUGAUCAUGGA